Messenger RNA from Closterium sp. Yama58-4, 9873 nucleotides. NCBI's taxonomy places the organism in Eukaryota, Viridiplantae, Streptophyta, Zygnematophyceae, Desmidiales, Closteriaceae. The record is from the annotation of a GenBank genome assembly.
AUGGCGCCUGUGGGGUUUAGCAUCGGGUGUGCAGGUGGAGAAGAGGGGCAAUGUGCCGGUGGAGAAGAGGGGACUAUGUGCAGGUGGAGAAGAGGGGCACUAUGUGCCGGUGGAGAAGAGGGGCACUAUGUGCCGGUGGAGAAGAGGGGCACUAUGUGCAGGUGGAGAAGAGGGGCACUAUGUGCCGGUGGAGAAGAGGGGCACUAUGUGCCGGUGGAGAAGAGGGGCACUAUGUGCCGGUGGAGAAGAGGGGCACUAUGUGCCGGUGGAGAAGAGGGGCACUAUGUGCAGGUGGAGAAGAGGGGCACUAUGUGCAGGUGGAGAAGAGGGGCAUUAUGUGCCGGUGGAGAAGAGGGGCACUAUGUGCCGGUGGAGAAGAGGGGCACUAUGUGCAGGUGGAGAAGAGGGGCACUAUGUGCCGGUGGAGAAGAGGGGCACUAUGUGAGGUGGAGAAGAGGGGCACUAUGUGCCGGUGGAGAAGAGGGGCACUAUGUGCCGGUGGAGAAGAGGGGCACUAUGUGCCGGUGGAGAAGAGGGGCACUAUGUGCCGGUGGAGAAGAGGGGCACUAUGUGCAGGUGGAGAAGAGGGGCACUAUGUGCAGGUGGAGAAGAGGGGCACUAUGUGCCGGUGGAGAAGAGGGGCACUAUGUGCCGGUGGAGAAGAGGGGCACUAUGUGCCGGUGGAGAAGAGGGGCACUAUGUGCCGGUGGAGAAGAGGGGCACUAUGUGCAGGUGGAGAAGAGGGGCAUUAUGUGCAGGUGGAGAAGAGGGGCAUUAUGUGCAGGUGGAGAAGAGGGGCAUUAUGUGCAGGUGGAGAAGAGGGGCAUUAUGUGCCGGUGGAGAAGAGGGGCAUUAUGUGCCGGUGGAGAAGAGGGGCAUUAUGUGCCGGUGGAGAAGAGGGGCAUUAUGUGCCGGUGGAGAAGAGGGGCAUUAUGUGCCGGUGGAGAAGAGGGGCAUUAUGUGCCGGUGGAGAAGAGGGGCAUUAUGUGCCGGUGGAGAAGAGGGGCAUUAUGUGCCGGUGGAGAAGAGGGGCAUUAUGUGCCGGUGGAGAAGAGGGGCAUUAUGUGCCGGUGGAGAAGAGGGGCAUUAUGUGCAGGUGGAGAAGAGGGGCAUUAUGUGCAGGUGGAGAAGAGGGGCAUUAUGUGCAGGUGGAGAAGAGGGGCAGGAGAAGAGGGGCAUUAUGUGCAGGUGGAGAAGAGGGGCAUUAUGUGCAGGUGGAGAAGAGGGGCAUUAUGUGCAGGUGGAGAAGAGGGGCAUUAUGUGCAGGUGGAGAAGAGGGGCAUUAUGUGCAGGUGGAGAAGAGGGGCAUUAUGUGCAGGUGGAGAAGAGGGGCAUUAUGUGCAGGUGGAGAAGAGAGGGCAUUAUGUGCCGGUGGAGAAGAGGGGCAUUAUGUGCCGGUGGAGAAGAGGGGCAUUAUGUGCAGGUGGAGAAGAGGGGCAUUAUGUGCCGGUGGAGAAGAGGGGCAUUAUGUGCAGGUGGAGAAGAGGGGCAUUAUGUGCCGGUGGAGAAGAGGGGCAUUAUGUGCCGGUGGAGAAGAGGGGCAUUAUGUGCCGGUGGAGAAGAGGGGCAUUAUGUGCAGGUGGAGAAGAGGGGCAUUAUGUGCAGGUGGAGAAGAGGGGCAUUAUGUGCAGGUGGAGAAGAGGGGCAUUAUGUGCCGGUGGAGAAGAGGGGCAUUAUGUGCAGGUGGAGAAGAGGGGCAUUAUGUGCAGGUGGAGAAGAGGGGCAUUAUGUGCAGGUGGAGAAGAGGGGCACUAUGUGCAGGUGGAGAAGAGGGGCAUUAUGUGCAGGUGGAGAAGAGGGGCACUAUGUGCCGGUGGAGGAGAGGGGCAUUAUGUGCAGGUGGAGAGAGGGGCACUAUGUGCCGGUGGAGAAGAGGGGCAUUAUGUGCAGGUGGAGAAGAGGGCAUUAUGUGCCGGUGGAGGAGAGGGGCAUUAUGUGCCGGUGGAGGAGAGGGGCAUUAUGUGCCGGUGGAGAAGAGGGGCAUUAUGUGCCGGUGGAGAAGAGGGGCAUUAUGUGCCGGUGGAGAAGAGGGGCAUUAUGUGCCGGUGGAGAAGAGGGGCAUUAUGUGCCGGUGGAGGAGAGGGGCAUUAUGUGCCGGUGGAGAAGAGGGGCAUUAUGUGCCGGUGGAGGAGAGGGGCAUUAUGUGCCGGUGGAGGAGAGGGGCAUUAUGUGCCGGUGGAGGAGAGGGGCAUUAUGUGCCGGUGGAGAAGAGGGGCAUUAUGUGCCGGUGGAGAAGAGGGGCAUUAUGUGCCGGUGGAGAAGAGGGGCAUUAUGUGCAGGUGGAGAAGAGGGGCAUUAUGUGCCGGUGGAGAAGAGGGGCAUUAUGUGCAGGUGGAGAAGAGGCGCAUUAUGUGCAGGUGGAGAAGAGGGGCAUUAUGUGCCGGUGGAGAAGAGGGGCAUUAUGUGCCGGUGGAGAAGAGGGGCAUUAUGUGCCGGUGGAGAAGAGGGGCAUUAUGUGCCGGUGGAAAAGAGGGGCAUUAUGUGCCGGUGGAGAAGAGGGGCAUUAUGUGCCGGUGGAGAAGAGGGGCAUUAUGUGCCGGUGGAGAAGAGGGGCAUUAUGUGCCGGUGGAGAAGAGGGCAUUAUGUGCCGGUGGAGAAGAGGGGCAUUAUGUGCCGGUGGAGAAGAGGGGCAUUAUGUGCCGGUGGAGAAGAGGGGCAUUAUGUGCCGGUGGAGAAGAGGGGCAUUUUGUGCCGGUGGAGAAGAGGGGCAUUAUGUGCCGGUGGAGAAGAGGGGCAUUAUGUGCAGGUGGAGAAGAGGGGCAUUAUGUGCAGGUGGAGAAGAGGGGCAUUAUGUGCAGGUGGAGAAGAGGGGCAUUAUGUGCAGGUGGAGAAGAGGGGCAUUAUGUGCCGGUGGAGAAGAGGGGCAUUAUGUGCCGGUGGAGAAGAGGGGCACUAUGUGCAGGUGGAGAAGAGGGGCAUUAUGUGCAGGUGGAGAAGAGGGGCACUAUGUGCCGGUGGAGAAGAGGGGCACUAUGUGCCGGUGGAGAAGAGGGGCACUAUGUGCCGGUGGAGAAGAGGGGCACUAUGUGCAGGUGGAGUAGAGGGGCACUAUGUGCAGGUGGAAAAGAGGGGCACUAUGUGCAGGUGGAGAAGAGGGGCACUAUGUGCAGGUGGAGAAGAGGGGCACUAUGUGCAGGUGGAGAAGAGGGGCACUAUGUGCAGGUGGAGAAGAGGGGCACUAUGUGCCGGUGGAGAAGAGGGGCACUAUGUGCCGGUGGAGAAGAGGGGCACUAUGUGCCGGUGGAGAAGAGGGGCAUUAUGUGCCGGUGGAGAAGAGGGGCAUUAUGUGUAGGUGGAGAAGAGGGGCAUUAUGUGCCGGUGGAGAAGAGGGGCAUUAUGUGCCGGUGGAGAAGAGGGGCAUUAUGUGCCGGUGGAGAAGAGGGGCAUUAUGUGCCGGUGGAGAAAGAGGGGCAUUAUGUGCCGGUGGAGAAGAGGGGCACUAUGUGCAGGUGGAGAAGAGGGGCACUAUGUGCAGGUGGAGAAGAGGGGCACUAUGUGCAGGUGGAGAAGAGGGGCACUAUGUGCCGGUGGAGAAGAGGGGCACUAUGUGCCGGUGGAGAAGAGGGGCAUUAUGUGCCGGUGGAGAAGAGGGGCAUUAUGUGCCGGUGGAGAAGAGGGGCAUUAUGUGCAGGUGGAGAAGAGGGGCAUUAUGUGCAGGUGGAGAAGAGGGGCAUUAUGUGCAGGUGGAGAAGAGGGGCAUUAUGUGCAGGUGGAGAAGAGGCAUUAUGUGCAGGUGGAGAAGAGGGGCAUUAUGUGCAGGUGGAGAAGAGGGCAUUAUGUGCAGGUGGAGAAGAGGGGCAUUAUGUGCAGGUGGAGAAGAGGGGCAUUAUGUGCAGGUGGAGAAGAGGGGCAUUAUGUGCCGGUGGAGAAGAGGGGCAUUAUGUGCCGGUGGAGAAGAGGGGCAUUAUGUGCAGGUGGAGAAGGGGCAUUAUGUGCAGGUGGAGAAGAGGGGCAUUAUGUGCCGGUGGAGAAGAGGGGCAUUAUGUGCCGGUGGAGAAGAGGGGCAUUAUGUGCCGGUGGAGAAGAGGGGCAUUAUGUGCCGGUGGAGAAGAGGGGCAUUAUGUGCAGGUGGAGAAGAGGGGCAUUAUGUGCAGGUGGAGAAGAGGGGCAUUAUGUGCAGGUGGAGAAGAGGGGCAUUAUGUGCAGGUGGAGAAGAGGGGCAUUAUGUGCAGGUGGAGAAGAGGGGCAUUAUGUGCAGGUGGAGAAGAGGGGCAUUAUGUGCAGGUGGAGAAGAGGGGCAUUAUGUGCCGGUGGAGAAGAGGGGCAUUAUGUGCAGGUGGAGAAGAGGGGCAUUAUGUGCAGGUGGAGAAGAGGGGCACUAUGUGCAGGUGGAGAAGAGGGGCACUAUGUGCCGGUGGAGAAGAGGGGCACUAUGUGCCGGUGGAGAAGAGGGCACUAUGUGCCGGUGGAGAAGAGGGGCACUAUGUGCAGGUGGAGAAGAGGGGCACUAUGUGCAGGUGGAGAAGAGGGGCACUAUGUGCAGGUGGAGAAGAGGGGCACUAUGUGCAGGUGGAGAAGAGGGGCACUAUGUGCAGGUGGAGAAGAGGGGCACUAUGUGCCGGUGGAGAAGAGGGGCACUAUGUGCCGGUGGAGAAGAGGGGCAUUAUGUGCCGGUGGAGAAGAGGGGCAUUAUGUGCCGGUGGAGAAGAGGGGCAUUAUGUGCAGGUGGAGAAGAGGGGCAUUAUGUGCAGGUGGAGAAGAGGGGCAUUAUGUGCAGGUGGAGAAGAGGGGCAUUAUGUGCAGGUGGAGAAGAGGGGCAUUAUGUGCAGGUGGAGAAGAGGGGCAUUAUGUGCAGGUGGAGAAGAGGGGCAUUAUGUGCCGGUGGAGAAGAGGGGCAUUAUGUGCCGGUGGAGAAGAGGGGCAUUAUGUGCCGGUGGAGAAGAGGGGCAUUAUGUGCCGGUGGAGAAGAGGGGCAUUAUGUGCCGGUGGAGAAGAGGGGCAUUAUGUGCCGGUGGAGAAGAGGGGCAUUAUGUGCAGGUGGAGAAGAGGGGCAUUAUGUGCCGGUGGAGAAGAGGGGCAUUAUGUGCCGGUGGAGAAGAGGGGCAUUAUGUGCCGGUGGAGAAGAGGGGCAUUAUGUGCAGGUGGAGAAGAGGGGCAUUAUGUGCAGGUGGAGAAGAGGGGCAUUAUGUGCAGGUGGAGAAGAGGGGCAUUAUGUGCCGGUGGAGAAGAGGGGCAUUAUGUGCCGGUGGAGAAGAGGGGCAUUAUGUGCAGGUGGAGAAGAGGGGCAUUAUGUGCCGGUGGAGAAGAGGGGCAUUAUGUGUAGGUGGAGAAGAGGGGCAUUAUGUGCAGGUGGAGAAGAGGGGCAUUAUGUGCAGGUGGAGAAGAGGGGCAUUAUGUGCAGGUGGAGAAGAGGGGCAUUAUGUGCCGGUGGAGAAGAGGGGCAUUAUGUGCAGGUGGAGAAGAGGGGCAUUAUGUGCAGGUGGAGAAGAGGGGCAUUAUGUGCAGGUGGAGAAGAGGGGCAUUAUGUGCCGGUGGAGAAGAGGGGCAUUAUGUGCAGGUGGAGAAGAGGGGCAUUAUGUGCCGGUGGAGAAGAGGGGCAUUAUGUGCAGGUGGAGAAGAGGGGCAUUAUGUGCAGGUGGAGAAGAGGGGCAUUAUGUGCAGGUGGAGAAGAGGGGCAUUAUGUGCAGGUGGAGAAGAGGGGCAUUAUGUGCAGGUGGAGAAGAGGGGCAUUAUGUGCAGGUGGAGAAGAGGGGCAUUAUGUGCCGGUGGAGAAGAGGGGCAUUAUGUGCCGGUGGAGAAGAGGGGCAUUAUGUGCCGGUGGAGAAGAGGGGCAUUAUGUGCAGGUGGAGAAGAGGGGCAUUAUGUGCAGGUGGAGAAGAGGGGCAUUAUGUGCAGGUGGAGAAGAGGGGCAUUAUGUGCAGGUGGAGAAGAGGGGCAUUAUGUGCAGGUGGAGAAGAGGGGCAUUAUGUGCAGGUGGAGAAGAGGGGCAUUAUGUGCAGGUGGAGAAGAGGGGCAUUAUGUGCAGGUGGAGAAGAGGGGCAUUAUGUGCAGGUGGAGAAGAGGGGCAUUAUGUGCCGGUGGAGAAGAGGGGCAUUAUGUGCAGGUGGAGAAGAGGGGCAUUAUGUGCAGGUGGAGAAGAGGGGCAUUAUGUGCAGAGGGGCAUUAUGUGCCGGUGGAGAAGAGGGGCAUUAUGUGCCGGUGGAGAAGAGGGGCAUUAUGUGCAGGUGGAGAAGAGGGGCAUUAUGUGCAGGUGGAGAAGAGGGGCAUUAUGUGCAGGUGGAGAAGAGGGGCAUUAUGUGCCGGUGGAGAAGAGGGGCAUUAUGUGCCGGUGGAGAAGAGGGGCAUUAUGUGCAGGUGGAGAAGAGGGGCAUUAUGUGCCGGUGGAGAAGAGGGGCAUUAGAAGAGGGGCAUUAUGUGCAGGUGGAGAAGAGGGGCAUUAUGUGCAGGUGGAGAAGAGGGGCAUUAUGUGCCGGUGGAGAAGAGGGGCAUUAUGUGCCGGUGGAGAAGAGGGGCAUUAUGUGCCGGUGGAGAAGAGGGGCAUUAUGUGCAGGUGGAGAAGAGGGGCAUUAUGUGCCGGUGGAGAAGAGGGGCUGGAGAAGAGGGGCAUCAUGUGCAGGUGGAGAAGAGGGGCAUUAUGUGCACAUGGAGAAGAGGGGCAUUAUGUGCAGGUGGAGAAGAGGGGCAUUAUGUGCAGGUGGAGAAGAGGGGCAUUAUGUGCAGGUGGAGAAGAGGGGCAUUAUGUGCAGGUGGAGAAGAGGGGCAUUAUGUGCAGGUGGAGAAGAGGGGCAUUAUGUGCCGGUGGAGAAGAGGGGCAUUAUGUGCCGGUGGAGAAGAGGGGCAUUAUGUGCAGGUGGAGAAGAGGGGCAUUAUGUGCCGGUGGAGAAGAGGGGCAUUAGAAGAGGGGCAUUAUGUGCAGGUGGAGAAGAGGGGCAUUAUGUGCAGGUGGAGAAGAGGGGCAUUAUGUGCCGGUGGAGAAGAGGGGCAUUAUGUGCCGGUGGAGAAGAGGGGCAUUAUGUGCCGGUGGAGAAGAGGGGCAUUAUGUGCAGGUGGAGAAGAGGGGCAUUAUGUGCCGGUGGAGAAGAGGGGCUGGAGAAGAGGGGCAUCAUGUGCAGGUGGAGAAGAGGGGCAUUAUGUGCAGGUGGAGAAGAGGGGCAUUAUGUGCAGGUGGAGAAGAGGGGCAUUAUGUGCAGGUGGAGAAGAGGGGCAUUAUGUGCAGGUGGAGAAGAGGGGCAUUAUGUGCAGGUGGAGAAGAGGGGCAUUAUGUGCAGGUGGAGAAGAGGGGCAUUAUGUGCCGGUGGAGAAGAGGGGCAUUAUGUGCAGGUGGAGAAGAGGGGCAUUAUGUGCCGGUGGAGAAGAGGGGCAUUAUGUGCAGGUGGAGAAGAGGGGCAUUAUGUGCAGGUGGAGAAGAGGGGCAUUAUGUGCAGGUGGAGAAGAGGGGCAUUAUGUGCCGGUGGAGAAGAGGGGCAUUAUGUGCAGGUGGAGAAGAGGGGCAUUAUGUGCAGGUGGAGAAGAGGGGCAUUAUGUGCAGGUGGAGAAGAGGGGCAUUAUGUGCAGGUGGAGAAGAGGGGCAUUAUGUGCAGGUGGAGAAGAGGGGCAUUAUGUGCAGGUGGAGAAGAGGGGCAUUAUGUGCAGGUGGAGAAGAGGGGCAUUAUGUGCAGGUGGAGAAGAGGGGCAUUAUGUGCCGGUGGAGAAGAGGGGCAUUAUGUGCAGGUGGAGAAGAGGGGCAUUAUGUGCAGGUGGAGAAGAGGGGCAUUAUGUGCAGGUGGAGAAGAGGGGCAUUAUGUGCCGGUGGAGAAGAGGGGCAUUAUGUGCAGGUGGAGAAGAGGGGCAUUAUGUGCCGGUGGUGAAGAGGGGCAUUAUGUGCAGGUGGAGAAGAGGGGCAUUAUGUGCCGGUGGAGAAGAGGGGCAUUAUGUGCAGGUGGAGAAGAGGGGCAUUAUGUGCCGGUGGAGAAGAGGGGCAUUAUGUGCAGGUGGAGAAGAGGGGCAUUAUGUGCCGGUGGAGAAGAGGGGCAUUAUGUGCAGGUGGAGAAGAGGGGCAUUAUGUGCAGGUGGAGAAGAGGGGCAUUAUGUGCAGGUGGAGAAGAGGGGCAUUAUGUGCAGGUGGAGAAGAGGGGCAUUAUGUGCAGGUGGAGAAGAGGGGCAUUAUGUGCAGGUGGAGAAGAGGGGCAUUAUGUGCCGGUGGAGAAGAGGGGCAUUAUGUGCCGGUGGAGAAGAGGGGCAUUAUGUGCCGGUGGAGAAGAGGGGCAUUAUGUGCAGGUGGAGAAGAGGGGCAUUAUGUGCAGGUGGAGAAGAGGGGCAUUAUGUGCAGGUGGAGAAGAGGGGCAUUAUGUGCAGGUGGAGAAGAGGGGCAUUAUGUGCAGGUGGAGAAGAGGGGCAUUAUGUGCAGGUGGAGAAGAGGGGCAUUAUGUGCAGGUGGAGAAGAGGGGCAUUAUGUGCCGGUGGAGAAGAGGGGCAUUAUGUGCAGGUGGAGAAGAGGGGCAUUAUGUGCCGGUGGAGAAGAGGGGCAUUAUGUGCAGGUGGAGAAGAGGGGCAUUAUGUGCAGGUGGAGAAGAGGGGCAUUAUGUGCAGGUGGAGAAGAGGGGCAUUAUGUGCAGGUGGAGAAGAGGGGCAUUAUGUGCAGGUGGAGAAGAGGGGCAUUAUGUGCAGGUGGAGAAGAGGGGCAUUAUGUGCCGGUGGAGAAGAGGGGCAUUAUGUGCCGGUGGAGAAGAGGGGCAUUAUGUGCCGGUGGAGAAGAGGGGCAUUAUGUGCAGGUGGAGAAGAGGGGCAUUAUGUGCAGGUGGAGAAGAGGGGCAUUAUGUGCAGGUGGAGAAGAGGGGCAUUAUGUGCAGGUGGAGAAGAGGGGCAUUAUGUGCAGGUGGAGAAGAGGGGCAUUAUGUGCAGGUGGAGAAGAGGGGCAUUAUGUGCAGGUGGAGAAGAGGGGCAUUAUGUGCAGGUGGAGAAGAGGGGCAUUAUGUGCAGGUGGAGAAGAGGGGCAUUAUGUGCCGGUGGAGAAGAGGGGCAUUAUGUGCAGGUGGAGAAGAGGGGCAUUAUGUGCAGGUGGAGAAGAGGGGCAUUAUGUGCAGAGGGGCAUUAUGUGCAGGUGGAGAAGAGGGGCAUUAUGUGCCGGUGGAGAAGAGGGGCAUUAUGUGCAGGUGGAGAAGAGGGGCAUUAUGUGCCGGUGGAGAAGAGGGGCAUUAUGUGCAGGUGGAGAAGAGGGGCAUUAUGUGCCGGUGGAGAAGAGGGGCAUUAUGUGCAGGUGGAGAAGAGGGGCAUUAUGUGCAGGUGGAGAAGAGGGGCAUUAUGUGCAGGUGGAGAAGAGGGGCAUUAUGUGCAGGUGGAGAAGAGGGGCAUUAUGUGCAGGUGGAGAAGAGGGGCAUUAUGUGCCGGUGGAGAAGAGGGGCAUUAUGUGCCGGUGGAGAAGAGGGGCAUUAUGUGCAGGUGGAGAAGAGGGGCAUUAUGUGCAGGUGGAGAAGAGGGGCAUUAUGUGCAGGUGGAGAAGAGGGGCAUUAUGUGCAGGUGGAGAAGAGGGGCAUUAUGUGCAGGUGGAGAAGAGGGGCAUUAUGUGCCGGUGGAGAAGAGGGGCAUUAUGUGCAGGUGGAGAAGAGGGGCAUUAUGUGCAGGUGGAGAAGAGGGGCAUUAUGUGCAGGUGGAGAAGAGGGGCAUUAUGUGCAGGUGGAGAAGAGGGGCAUUAUGUGCAGGUGGAGAAGAGGGGCAUUAUGUGCCGGUGGAGAAGAGGGGCAUUAUGUGCAGGUGGAGAAGAGGGGCAUUAUGUGCAGGUGGAGAAGAGGGGCAUUAUGUGCCGGUGGAGAAGAGGGGCAUUAUGUGCCGGUGGAGAAGAGGGGCAUUAUGUGCCGGUGGAGAAGAGGGGAAGGAGCAGAGAGCGUGGAGAGUGGAGGGGGCGGUGGGCAGAUGGGGACGAGUGAGGAGAGGAGGAAGAGGGUGAUGGAGAGAUGA